Dreissena polymorpha is the source of this 1054-nucleotide messenger RNA. RefSeq names its product putative nuclease HARBI1. The transcript is spliced from 4 exons. Lineage: Eukaryota; Metazoa; Mollusca; Bivalvia; Myida; Dreissenidae. Bases 318 to 839 code for a protein of 173 amino acids. The record is from RefSeq and is a predicted model, not a curated record.
AUAGUUUAAAUAGUAUUGAAAAGAUUUUGAUUGCUUUAAGAUAUUUUGCUACAUCUAGCAUUCAACUUAAUGAUGGAGAUAUCCAUGAGGUUUCGCAGCCUACAGUUUCAAGGGUCAUAUCCCAAGUUACUCAAGCUUUGACUGAGCCUGAAAUUGUACGACAAUUCAUCAGUGUUCCAACUGCUCCCGGAGAAAUCCGACAAAUAAAGGAAGACUUUUUCAAUAUUGCAAGGUUUCCAAAUGUAAUUGGCGUUAUCGAUGGGACGCAUGUCCAGAUUCAAGCCCCAGUUGUUGAUGAACCGGCGUAUGUGAAUCGGAUGGGUUACCAUUCCAUAAACACACAGAUCAUGUUUGAUGCCAUUUGUCUGAUUAGAGACAUUGUACCGCUGUGGCCUGGGGCUGUCCAUGAUGCCAGAAUCUUAAGGCAAAGUGGCCUAUUUCAAAUCAUGGAGCAGAAUGUUGUCGAUGACCAACAUCAAUAUCUACUUGGGGAUUCGGGAUAUCCGUGCAAGAGAUGGCUCCUCACUCCAUUUAUGAAUCCAGCUGAUGAGCACCAGCUGAUUUACAACCGGGCACACAAACGUACGAGAUCUGUUGUUGAGCGUUCCAUUGGAAUUUUGAAAAGGAGAUGGGCUAUUCUUCACAAUGAAAUUCGAUUGCAUCCAUUAAAGUCGUGCAAGGUGAUUUUGUCAUGCGCUGUUCUGCAUAAUAUAUGCAACAUGCGAAAUCUGCCAAUGGAUCCUUUGGACAUAGGUGCCUUACAAGAUCAUCCUGAAAAUUACAAUGGAAAUGAAUAUGGCCUUCGUUACAGGAAUGUAGUAGCAAAUACAUUUUUUUAGAUCAUGUUCACGUUAUUGAACAAGUCAUGUUUUCAGAGCUGUUAAUGCAAAUAAUUUGCAUACUAAAUACAACUAUUUUAGCAUGUAUGGCAUUUUUUUCAAAAAUCAUAAGACAUACACAAUGUAGAUGAAGUUCAUGUGAAUCUUUAUCUUCAAAACAAAAUAAAAGUAAUGUUUGAUUAAAUACAACAACAACAUGUAUAAUAUAAUUCUAU